This is a messenger RNA of Trypanosoma grayi, 987 nucleotides long. RefSeq lists its product as hypothetical. The record is from RefSeq and is a predicted model, not a curated record. The transcript has a single exon. NCBI's taxonomy places the organism in Eukaryota, Euglenozoa, Kinetoplastea, Trypanosomatida, Trypanosomatidae. Bases 1 to 987 code for a protein of 328 amino acids.
AUGCACGACCCCUUCGUCAACCGCGUCGACUACUUCUUCCCCUUUGUGCCGUACACAGAGGAAGAGAAGCGCCACUUUGUCCAGCUGCAGCUUCGCCGCAUUCUGCUUGACCAGCGAGGAAAAGAAAGGCGCAUUUAUGUCACGCCGCGGAUGGUCGACGCUCUAGCAGGGAGGCAGCGCACCUUUCACGCGGCCACGAUUGAGGGUGUGGUACGCCCGCUGUUGGUGGAGGUGAUGCAGAAGAAGUGGAGCGGUGCUGUUCUCACAGUGGCGGAGCGUGUCUCUGGUGAGGUUUUCGUGGCACUGCCGACGGACAGUGGCGUGGACCGCGCAGCAUCGUGGCAUUCACUACCGGGGGCGGAACUUGCGCUCGCUGCGUGUAUCAGGGCGGAAAAAUCAGCAUCAGUCAACUCCACAAGAACAACGACGACAUCAGUAGGAUCAGCCUCCUCGUCGACAACUGCAUUAGAGGCAAUUGAGGGAAAGGAGCUAAAACCCACCAGCAGCCCCGCAACACACCGCACAGCUGCGACAGCUCCUGUUCGGUCCUCGCAGGUGCGCAAUGAUGUGGUGCCUGCUGCACGUGUAGAGAGCAAGAGGGAACUCGUUCUACAGCUAGAGAAGAGUGUUGAGAAGGAACUUCGGCUGGAGCUGGAGCGAGCAAAAGAACUACUACUUGUGAAGGACAAAGAAAUAGCGUACCUGAAAGAGAAGGUCCUUCAGUUGGAGAAGAUCGUUGCGCUACUUCUGGCCACCACUUUGAUGUGUCUGUUCCUCCUUUCCCUCCUCGUUGGUGUGAAGCUCGUCUUCGUGAUGUGCGUCAGCGUUGUGCUGGGUCUUGUGCUCCUCGUUGGAAUGCCUCUUGAACUUCUGAUGGGGGCCAUUCGUGUGCUGUACGGUGUCCUGGGACCGGUCGGCUCUGCAGUUGCGGCAAUAGUGGCAUCCUUGUGGGUCUCGCAGGCAGUACGCAAUGCUGCGAUGUGCUGA